AUGGCGAUCAUCCCCAGAAUGACUUCUGAGCAAAACGAAACCAACACUAGCGAAGCCCUAACCCCGUCGGGUAAAGGCAAUGGUACCGCCAAAGAACGGGGACAAUCGGUUCUCGAACAGCAUGGCUUUACCGUCGGAGAGACCAUAGGACACGGGUCUUAUGCUGCCGUCAAACUCGCUUACUCCAGCAGGCACAAGUGUAAAGUUGGUAUUAAGAUCGUAUCCAAGAGAAAAGCUCCAGAGGACUACCUCAAGAAGUUUCUACCACGAGAGAUUCAAGUUGUUAAAGUUCUGAAGCACCCUAACCUCAUCUGCUUCUUGCAGUCAAUCGAGACAACCAGCCGGGUGUAUUUCAUCAUGGAACUGGCAGAGAGUGGAGACCUCUUGGACUACAUCAAAUCACAUGGAGCUGUGACUGAGUCUCAAACGGGUAUCUGGUUUCAUCAACUUGUAGAUGGGAUGGAGUAUUGUCACGAUCAAGGCAUCGUCCAUCGAGACCUCAAGUGUGAAAAUAUUCUACUCAACAAAAAUAACAUUCUUAAAAUCACUGAUUUUGGAUUCGCACGAGGCCACAUGAAGCCACCAGACAAGAGAGUGAUCCUGAGUGAGACGUACUGCGGCAGCUACGCCUAUGCCCCGCCCGAAAUCUUACGAGGAAUUCCUUACGACCCUAUGCUCGGGGAUAUCUGGAGUAUGGGUGUGGUCCUCUUCACCAUGGUCUUUGGAAGACUACCCUUUGAUGACACCAACCAUAAAGUUCUCCUGCAGCAAGUUCAGAAAUCACCAUCUUUCCCGUCCAACCGAAACGCAGCAGAUGACUGCAAGGAUCUCAUCUGUAGGAUUCUGUCAGUAGCCAAGAGGCGGAUCCAUAUCAGUGAGAUCAGAGAGGAUAGAUGGUUUCGGAGACUCGGGAGCAAUAUUAUCAAGACCAAGAAGGCAUCAUUGGCUAAGAUGCCAGCUUCCAGUGAGGCCAAGCUUGGAGGUACGGGAGAAACGGCGGACAGGACGGCAAGCAAGAAGGUUGCUGACAAGAGCGAUUGA
This is a messenger RNA of Asterias rubens (European starfish), 1041 nucleotides long. Its product is annotated as testis-specific serine/threonine-protein kinase 4-like. The record is from RefSeq and is a predicted model, not a curated record. Gene Ontology annotation, biological process: intracellular signal transduction; microtubule cytoskeleton organization; protein phosphorylation. The coding region runs from base 1 to 1041 and encodes 346 amino acids. NCBI's taxonomy places the organism in Eukaryota, Metazoa, Echinodermata, Asteroidea, Forcipulatida, Asteriidae. Gene Ontology annotation, cellular component: cytoplasm. Gene Ontology annotation, molecular function: protein serine/threonine kinase activity; tau-protein kinase activity; ATP binding. The transcript has a single exon.